Messenger RNA from Trypanosoma conorhini, 678 nucleotides. RefSeq lists its product as uncharacterized. The record is from RefSeq and is a predicted model, not a curated record. Bases 1 to 678 code for a protein of 225 amino acids. The transcript has a single exon. NCBI's taxonomy places the organism in Eukaryota, Euglenozoa, Kinetoplastea, Trypanosomatida, Trypanosomatidae.
AUGUCGGACGAUGAGCGUGAUAGUGAACAGUCUUCCCUGGACGAGGUGAGCAAGCGGUUUGUGCCCGUCCGCUGCAUGGAGGACUUUCAGACGUUGGUUAUGCCCGAAGAGGAGUCUCUCUGUGCUCUUGUCGUGACAUCAUUUUUGUGCCCCUUUAGCGACAAAAUUUUACCCAUUGUGAAGGAAAAAUUUGUCCUCUCCGAAGCUCCACAGACCCGCCGUGUGCGCUACUUUCAUGUGGCGUUAGUGCCUGAAGAAAAGACCGACAUAACCAGCCUGCUGCAAAAAGAUCCCGUGUUCCUCGCGACCAACCGACCACCCACGGAGCUGCAAAAGAGGCAACUUCAGAAACAGGCGUAUGAUAAUUUGCUGGAGCUGUUAACUUUUCUUGAAAUUUGCAGCACUCCAUGUAUGCUGUUUUUUGUGCAGGGAAAGUGUGUACGGACUUCAGACGACGUUUCAGACGCUCCGCGAGUUACUGCGACGGGAAGUUCCGUUAGAAAAUGGAAGGCAGUUCUUCAAAACGCGGUGGUGCGGAGAAACGCAUUGCUGCGGGAGUACGACGCCGAAAAGAAACGUGAAAAGAGGCGGCUCGAGAGGGAGCGACGCCGCGAGGCGCGGAGGCGUGCAAAGGCCGAAGAAGCAGAAGAAGAGGAAGAUGAGGAGGAUGAAGAUUGA